AUGCUUGACCUGUUUGUGAUGGACAUCUUUGGUGACCUAAGUAACCUGGGUAAAGAAUUGUCAGCUCAGACUGUUCGACAAAAAGUCCCAUGUCGUCAAGAUGGAUGUACCCGUGAAUUUGUUUACAAGAAAUGUAGAAUCAAUCAUGAGAUUAGAUGCCACAACUUGAUCAUUGAGGAAGAGGACAUGCCGGUUACAGAUGAUGUUAGUGAAUAUUCACAGACUAAUGUAUCUGAUGAGGAAACAGAAGAUGAACAUGUACAAGGUGUUGAAAGAAAGGAAGAGGGCAGUGAAAGUGAUGAUGAUGCUAGUGGCGGAAGUGGUAAUGAUGUUAGUGGUGAUAGCAAUGAUGAUAGUGAUGAUGAUGUUAGUGGCGGAAGUGGUGAUGAUGUUAGUGGUGAUAGUAAUGAUGAUAGUGAUGAUGCUAAAGAAUCUGGAGAAGAGAUAGAAAUAGAUGAAGAAGAGGAUAAAAAAGACAAACAAGAUUUAAAAUACAACUAUGCUUGUCUUCAUUUAAGCAUAGGCUUACUUCUUCGAAAUGCUGAUGACUUCUUAGAGUGUGGAAGUUCCUUACAUUUCUAUACAGAUGUGGAGGCAGCACCAAGUAUGCUUUAG
Molecule: messenger RNA, 615 nt
Organism: Exaiptasia diaphana
Lineage: Eukaryota; Metazoa; Cnidaria; Anthozoa; Actiniaria; Aiptasiidae
Product: pheromone-processing carboxypeptidase KEX1
Exons: 1
Coding region: 1-615 (204 amino acids)
Source: RefSeq, a predicted model, not a curated record